This is a messenger RNA of Tribolium castaneum (red flour beetle), 2006 nucleotides long. Its product is annotated as nose resistant to fluoxetine protein 6-like. Gene Ontology annotation, molecular function: acyltransferase activity, transferring groups other than amino-acyl groups. The record is from RefSeq and is a predicted model, not a curated record. Bases 21 to 1961 code for a protein of 646 amino acids. NCBI's taxonomy places the organism in Eukaryota, Metazoa, Arthropoda, Insecta, Coleoptera, Tenebrionidae. The transcript has 9 exons.
CAGCUCAAAAUAGCAAAACCAUGUUUUUCAAAAACAUAGUCUUUUUCUUCUUCUUCUUUCUAUUCAGGAAGGUGCUGUGUGUGAGUGAUACUGCCAAAAUUUACGAUGAAUUUGUUAACAGUAUUGUUAACAACACAAAAAAGCUCACAACUCGAAUUAAAUCGGAACUGGGCGAUUCGGAUGAAGCUAUUAAAAUGCUGGAUGCUUGGAGUAAAAUACCGAGCGGUUUGCUGGAAGGCCAUUUCAUAGAUUUGGGCAGCUUUGACGAAUGCUAUGGUAUUGACUAUAACAAUAUCUAUGGAAAGUACUGUCUUGGCAAGUUAAAGCCUUCUAGUGAAAACGAAAAAUAUUUCAAAAUUUUUGGUUACAAUGCAUCGAAACCUCAACCCCGUCUCACACUACACCCACAGCCCAGACUAGUCGGACUGGGUGCAGAGUACGCAGGAAUUCACUUCGCAGCUUGUGUUCCAAGCAGUGUACCAGCAGCUGAAAUAACUGGGAUUUUCACCUACACGGAGGAUUUCUGCUACUCUAAGGCCACAAAACCCGAAAUGUCAGCUGGCGGAAUUGUGACCAUAACUAUCCUAGCUAUUUUUUUAUGUUUAAUAGUUGUAUCAACUAGUUAUGAUAUCGCUCUAAACUACUUCAAAAAAGAACCUUAUCACGAACUGUUUAUUGCGUUUUCUUUUCUACACAACGGUCGAAAACUGUUCCGUUCGAGCAAAAACCAAGACCAACUGCUUUGUCUAAAUGGCAUCAAGGCACUGAGUAUGCUGUGGGUUAUCAUUGGACACGAGUACUCAAGUGGAGGGAAUGCACCAUUUUCUAACCUGUUUGGUUUAUAUUAUUUUCGACAAGAUUCCGCUAACAUGUUUAUAACAGGAGCCACAGUCUCCGUUGACACGUUUUUCGUAGUUGGAGGUCUUGUCACAGUUUACACUUUCAUGAAGUCAAUGGAUAAAGGCGCAAAAUUUAAUAUUGUACUUUUCUACGUUCAUAGAUAUCUCAGACUGACUCCUAUAUAUGUGAUCCUAAGUCUGAUACAUCUUUUUCUUCUUGACCAUUUCGGCAAUGGUCCUUUGUGGAAAGUUGUCGAUCUAGUCCUAGUAGAUACGUGCCAGGAAGGAUGGUGGAGUAGUUUCCUCUAUAUCACCAAUUAUGUGCAAAAGGGAGCUUGUUUGCCUCAAACUUGGUACUUGUCGGUCGAUAUGCAACUGUUUGUUCUUUCACCGCUCAUUCUUAUACCAUUGUAUAAGUGGCCCAAAAUAGGUUUGGGUAAUUUAGGUUUCCUAAUAAUUGCAGGUUGUAUAGUGCCGUUUGCCCUCGGUUAUGCUACUGGUUUAAAUGGCACCAUGGUAAACCAAAAAAAUGAGGAUUUUUCGAACAUAUAUUACAUCCAAACCUACGCACGAUUUGGACCGUAUGUUAUAGGAAUGCUUGUUGGUUAUUACCUUUACAAAAUAAAGAAAGCCGACUUAAAAAUUCAAUUGAGAUGGUGGUUGGUUGUAGUUCUGUGGUUGGUGAUUUUAACAGGUCUGGUGGCUUGUGUCUAUGCUGGUUUUCCGUUAACCAUAACCACAGACGAAGACAAGUGGGGAAAUUCAAUGUAUUUGGGUUUCAAUCGACCAGCUUGGGCUGUGGCAGUGUCUGGAGCUAUAGUUUUGUGUGUUUCUGGUUACGGAGGACCUAUUGACAAAUUUCUAUCUUUGCCAGUUUUCCAAUUUUUGACUAAAUUGUCCUAUUCCAUGUAUUUGGUGCAUUAUUCUGUGAUUACAGUGAGAUAUGCAGUGUUGAGAAACAAUGUGAAAUUCUCUCAUCUUUCAUUGAUGCACGCCUUUUGGGGUGAUUUUAUGAUUACGUUGGGUUUGUCAUUAGUUUUUUGCCUAGCUUUUGAAUCCCCGAUUAUUAUUCUGGAAAAGUAUCUCUUCCACAAGGACACGGCCAAAAAAACAACAAAGUAAUCUUUGUGCCUAUUAAAUAAAAAACUAAAACAUUUACAUUUUAAA